Molecule: messenger RNA, 1509 nt
Organism: Mercenaria mercenaria
Lineage: Eukaryota; Metazoa; Mollusca; Bivalvia; Venerida; Veneridae
Product: torsin-1B-like
Exons: 3
Coding region: 236-1009 (257 amino acids)
Molecular function (GO): ATP binding; ATP hydrolysis activity
Source: RefSeq, a predicted model, not a curated record
ACUGACACAACUACAUUUUCGGAAAGUGUAUUUAUAACAGGAUAAAGUGAAGCUAGGAAUCACUUAACUCUUUUAGGAAGGUUCUGAAAACCCGAUCUGGAGCUUGAAAGACUUGAACUCGAUGUUAUCAUUAAAUGUUUUUAUUUUCGGAAACUAGGUCAACCGUGCGAUUUCUUAUUCAGGCACCUUAUGUUUUAAAGCUUUUAUCAAGUGAGGGUUAAGAUAUCGUAACAAAAUGGUUAAAAUUUGUAUCUGUAAUACACCGUGGACGCUAACCAGCUUCUGUAUGGUGUUUUUAUUGUAUAGUUUUACAUCAAUAUUUGUGUGCACGCUGUCCUCUGGAUUACUUCUCCUGUGGUUGUUUUUGCUUUUAACUAAUAACCAGCAUGGCAAACUUUGUUUAAGAGAAGGAAUUAUCGGUUCUUGUUUGAAUGCUGCGCUUGCGCUUGCGUUUGGCUCGAUUGCAACAGGUUUACAGUAUGGAUACACUACUACAGCAUGUUAUUUCAACGAGUGCUGUGAUUAUAACUGGAUAUCACCGAAUAUCACUGGUCUGGCUUUGCAACUGAAUAAGAAACUGUAUGGUCAGCAUCUUGUUAUUGGUCCUGUUGUGAAACACCUAAGGGAACAUGUUGAAGGUCACCCGCAAAAAGCAACAGUGUUGUUGCUACACGGACUUCCGGGAACGGGGAAAAACUUCUUGAGUAGAAUGGUGGCAGAAAAUCUGUAUGUUAAAGGAAUGGACAGCAAAUACGUUCACAUUCUGUCAGCAACAACGGACUUUCCUCAUGAACAUAUGCUUCGAGAAUACAAAGAAAAGCUAAAACUAGAGAUUGAAACAGCGGGUAAAGAGUGCCCUAGAUCUUUAUUCAUUGUCGAUGAAAUGGACAAGUUAAUUCCAGGUUUAAUUGACAUGAUCCGUCCCUACAUUGACUAUUAUGAUAACGUUGAUGGAACAGAUUACAGACAAUUAUUGUUUUUCCUUUUGAGGUACGUACAUGUGAUAUAAAACUUUUUCAUGAUUUAUCUUUUAAUCUAUUUUGCAAAAUCAUUUAGUACUUUAUCUGUCUGUUUCUAGAUGUAACUCAAUCAUGAUACCAUAUAUUUUUAAGCGUCAGAAGUACCAGUGUAGAAGUCGUAAAAAUUAAUUGUUGUAGCAUUAACAGAUAUGUGGUACUGAUUGCAUAAAGGGAAACAGAAGAAGCAAACAUUACAAUAUCUUCAAUAAAAAAGUGGCUUAUACCCAAUUAUAUACCCUUUUACUGUAAUCGCUUUAUGGCAUUGAGUAGAAAUAGUUCUAGUAGCAGUGGCAGUAGCAGUUGCAAUGUGUAGCAGUUGAAUUAGCUUAAAUUGACAUAAUAAGAGAACAUGUAGCAGUUAAAAUAACAGAAUUAGAGAAUGUUAAGCAGUUGUAAUAGCAGAAUAAGAGAAUGCGUAGCAGUCGCAAUAGCAGAAUUAGAGAAUGUGUAGCAGUCGCAAUAGCAGAAUUAGAGAUUGUAUACAGUUGUA